Messenger RNA from Zophobas morio, 3142 nucleotides. RefSeq lists its product as uncharacterized. Gene Ontology annotation, biological process: regulation of transcription by RNA polymerase II. The coding region runs from base 745 to 2217 and encodes 490 amino acids. Lineage: Eukaryota; Metazoa; Arthropoda; Insecta; Coleoptera; Tenebrionidae. The transcript is spliced from 5 exons. Gene Ontology annotation, molecular function: protein binding. Gene Ontology annotation, cellular component: nucleus. The record is from RefSeq and is a predicted model, not a curated record.
AGUUUGGUCCGGAAAUCUCGGUUUUCGAGCUCGGUUCGCCGCGGAAGCCGCCUAAAUAAUCGUCGUCGGUCCGCUCUCGUGUGCUCCGGUCGUUUUGUGCGUGAAAAUCCAGUCGAAUUUGGAAAAGCGAGGCGAAUCGGCGCGUCGCCGUCCGUUGAACUUGAACCGUCGAUAGAUUUUCUCUUUCUCUCGCGGGCUCUGAAAAAUCUCAAGUUUAUAAAAAUAAAUAUGAAAGGCCUAAUUACAGUACAGUCCGAGUCGGAGUCGGUUCAAUUUUGACCCCGUUUUGGAUCUGCGUUAGUUUUGGUGCCGUUAGCUAGGCGAAAAGCCGUUGCUCUGCAAAUAUUUGUGUGGUGGACGAAGCCGAGAGUUCCCAAGAUUUUUUACGGAGGAUUUUUUAAGACGUGCGGUAUUGAUUUGCCUUAAAGGCUUGGCCCGGCGAUAUACGGACUAUACAUGCUUUAUAGGGGUCUUACGUGGUUUCUAUUGGCUCACUGACUCAUAAAAAACCAAGGGACACAUUUUUUGUCGGAAUUUUCCAAAUGACUGAACAUUUACAUACGCGUCUCCAAAUUUUCGAGAAAAACUACGGACUUUGCCUCUCGCGACGCACGAAAACGAUCGCAGUGUGCCGUGCCAGUGUGCGUUAGUGCUCCAAAAACCAAUUAUGGUGUUCAAAACAAGUGAAAAACUGUGAGGCAAAGAGGACCCAUCAAGCCACCACAGCCCGACUACAUAACCAAAAUGCUGCCCCAACAGUAUUGCCUGAGAUGGAGGUACCACCACUCGAACCUGCAAACUAUGUUCUCACAGCUCCUCGAAAGGGAGGCCUUCUGUGAUGUUACUCUCGCCUGCGAGGGCAGGACCAUCAAAGCACACAAAAUCGUCCUGUCAGCCUGCAGCACCUACUUCGAAACCAUCCUGUCCCAGUACGAAGAAAAAGACCCCAUUCUAAUCAUGAAAGAUGUUAAAUAUGUAGAUAUUAAGUGUUUGGUUGAGUUCAUGUACAAAGGAGAGAUCAACGUCGACCAUUGUCACCUAGCCACAUUACUGAAGACUGCCGAAGAACUGAAAAUCAAAGGCCUGGCCGAAGUUUCCUGGCGAGACGAAGACCAACAAAAUGUCGAUAGCAACAACAUCAACGGAGUACAAACAGCAUUACCCCAAGUAUCAACAGUCAUGGACAAUCCAAAAAUCGAAGCCCCCUCGAACAAAAGAAAAAGGGGCAGACCCCCUAUAGACGACUACGAGCAGGCUUUCACAGCACCAAAGAUCAUGAACGUAACGGGGAAUGCCGACGAAACGUAUUCCAACGAUGCGAUGUCGACCAGUGAUCACGACCUCUCCAUUUGGGAGGAGGAACCAUCGGCGAACGAGGCAGGAGACACGACGGAACCAGAUGAACCAUUACUCAGGGUUAAAAAAGAGGCUUCGCCGCAGGACGACGACGUCCUCAUAGACGAGCAGUUUUCGCCGAGCGACUCAAAGCACGACAACACCUCUCGGACAGGCUCGAUGAAAUCCGUACAAAACGUAACGACAUCAGGUGCACAGUCAUUCCUGACGCCGGCCCUGGAAAAAGAAUGGCCAGACGUAAUCAAAAUGAACGACUAUCUGAACACAGGCCGGCGGCAGCAAUUCUGGGAAGAGCCCUUCACGAAACGCGUAAUGGACGCCAUCAAGACUAAAAAUCUCGAGAUGAAGGUGGCAGCUGAGCUGCUAGGCGUCUCAUACGGAACCCUCUACGGAAGAUAUCGGGACUCGUACGGUUGCUUGAAGCAUCCCUAUCGAGUGCGCGAUUUCUGGACAGAACAAGGGCCGACGGACGUGUUGUUGAAGUUGAAGAAGAAGGAGAUAACGUUGUACAGGGCCGCCGAGCAGUUGAACGUGACGCCGCAGACGUUGUCGAACUAUUUGAUAAGCAUGUCGCAGAUCGACAACAACGAAGCGAACGUCAGCAACCAGUCGAACGCGAUCGAGUGCUACGAAGAGGCCGACUCGGACGAGGAGGGCGACACCGUUCUUCCGGACGUGCCCUCGUCGAACAACACGAGCCUCUUCAAGAAUCUCCUCUCGAGCACCAUCAACACAUCCACGUCCAGCAACUCAGUAUUGGCCAACUGUCCCGACAUUACCAUCAUCAAGAAGGAGAAGCACGAGGGUAAAGUCAACAAUAACUCCGAUCAUUCCGACAGUAAUAGUGACCAAACUAAGUAAUUGAUGACGCUAUGUAACAUUUCCACUAUUAGUAUUUUAUACAGACCAAAGUAAUUUUGUACUGUUUUUCUCUUAGUUGAAUUAGUUGUAUUGUAAAUGAAUCUUGUGUUUGCUGAAAACGUAGUAGUGAUAUGGGAAAUACCAAAAUGAUGUCUGUUACAAAGUAAAGUAAAAUAAAAUGAUGUAUAUUUACAUUUACCGCAAUAUAUUGUAUCGGCAAGGUAGAUUGUUAGUCUUAGGAACAUAUCACGGAGUCCGAUGGCGGACCGUCGGACCGUCUGUUGCACCGACUCUACGUUGCAAUCCUAUUUAUAGUGCUUUAAUCUGUAGGUUAUUAUCGGCAAUGUAUCUGCUCCACUCUCAGUAUUUGUAUUUUGUGUGCAUUAUUGUUUUGGUACACUUACGUGUAGGUAUACCCCCUUAGAUUAGUAUUCAUUAUACUUUGGCAUAUUAUUAUUUAUGUACCUAUGUAUUAACUGUUUGUAGUCUUGCAUAGUUUAGAAUUUGUCAUAUAUUUAUAUUUAAACAUGAAAAGUAAAGGUUCAUGUUUUCCUAUUAAGACAUACCUAUACUAUUAUAGUAAUAAUAACUAUAAUGAAAACAUUAUAUAAUAUGAACUAUAUUUAUACAAUUAUUUGUUGAGUGCCUAAUCAUAAGUUUAACAUAGGACUAUUAUUUUUAAUUUUUAAUUAAUUCAGUUUUAUUCAUUUUUUCAUGAUCUGUAUUUCAUUACAUAUCCCCUUGGUUUAAGGAUCGGAAAUAAUUUCGUAGUAAUCCAUUACUUGGUACAAUUUCUUAUGUUUUAUUGCCUUUUUGGGACGGUGAGAAUUCUUUUCCGUGUACCUCGUAAUCUUUAUAUGUUUUUAUGUAUUGUACAUUUUAUGUAGUUUUUUAUUUAUUAAACAUUUUUUAUAUAAUACAUUCA